Meloidogyne enterolobii is the source of this 1536-nucleotide messenger RNA. NCBI's taxonomy places the organism in Eukaryota, Metazoa, Nematoda, Chromadorea, Rhabditida, Meloidogynidae. The record is from the annotation of a GenBank genome assembly.
UGUGGGCUCUUUCGACUUGACUUUUUUCUUGUGCCCAUUUGAAAGAGAUCAUCGAGUGAGUGAAUGAGACACAAUUAGCGUUAUUAACGACGUCGAACAAAGUUGAACCAUCGAUGGAAAACCUGCCUCUUGUGUUGUUAACGAGAGUAGACUAGGAAAAAAGCACAUAACCCUAGUGCCUUGUUAUUGUUUUAUCUUUUAUAUCAGUAAGUUUUAUUGAUAAAGAGAUGAAGCUUUGUUGCUAUAAAAGCGCAAGACUUAUCCCCAAUAACAACCCGCCAACAAUAACACGCUAUUCUCAACGUUCCGGCAGCAGCAAACUAUCUCUACGCAUCAAGGAUGGCUCUCAACAUCGAUCCGCCUGCGAGCACCUUCGACUCUGUCAAAGGAGGUCUCAACAAGCAUACAAUCGUCAACACAACGGACAAGCGUCAUGCAUUCAAGGUAAACCUCUUUAAAAUCUCCCAAAAUUUCUCGGCACUAAAUAAAAUUUCUUUACUUUUUCAGAUCAAAUGCAGCAACAAUAUGUUCUACCGCGUCAGCUCUGUGUACGGCUUCGUCGACCCCAAUGGCAAGAAGCCUGUCGAUGUGCAUCGUCUCCCUGGAGGAUCUCCUGGCGCAGAUCGAUUCGUCGUCCAAUGGGCAGAGGUGCCUGCUGAAGAGAGUGAUCCGAAGGCGCCGUUCCUUGCUCAGGCACAGUCCGGAGAGGUGGUCUUCAAUGUCACGGCCGCUGCUGCUGCCGCCAAUUCUGCCGCCGCUCCUCCUGCUGCCGAGGAGAAGAAGGAGUGAAGCACCGGAAGAGAUCGCGAGAUGACUGUCAAGAAGGAGCAGGCAACAACAAAAUUGAAGCGGAUGAGCAUAGGAUGAUUCAUAAUUCCCAUUGUAUAUUUUUCUAACCCCAAACCAUAGUGUAUUGUAUAUUUUGCCUGUUGAUUAUGUCCUUCAAGAUGUAUAUGUAUAUAUUUGUUGUAUUCUUGAUAUAAAUAUUUGUAUAAUGUUUGUUUUUAAUUUUUUAAGUUUGACUGGAGAAAGAAUAUGUGGUAGGAUUGUUAGACGUCGUUUAAAUUUGUUGGUCGAAUCAAUUGAGACUUUUUUGCCCUUCAAUUGCAAAACAAAUCUUAAAUUCCUAAUUCUUUCAAAAAAAUCUAAAAAUUUCACCUGUGAUGCUUAAAACAAUUCUAGAAAUCUUAAAAUUAUCGUAAAUCUUGAUACAACUUUGUCAGUUGUAUCGAAAAGAAUGAGCGUUAUAAGGAAAGUCAGCGAAGUUAGGCGUUUUCUCCUACAGCGGUAAGUUAAGAAUUUUAAUUUUGCUGUAUUUAGCCUCAGAGAAUCAAAAUAUAAGUUUAUUUGCAAUUUUAUUUUUGCAUUCAAAAUGACAGAAAUUUUCAAUUUCCAAAUCGUAGGUUGGCAUUCCCGACUAAAAAAACAAAAAGAUAUUUUAAAAGUAUAAUUAAUGGGUAUGUAUUAUCAAUAAAGAAAUUAAAAGAAAACAAAAUGUUAAAGUUGUUUCAAAUGUUUGGAAAUCGUAUUACAGAG